UCACUUCGAUGUUGACUGUGACCUCAUGCGAACCAUCCUACAGCCAGUCCCAGGAACGCAGAGCUAAAUCAUCACGGAGGCUAGAUCACCACGGUUAGAAGUGGCAAGCCGCCGGCCGCCUGAGCAUCAGCGUCACAUCCUGCGUAAUGGGUCUUCGAACCACCUCUAGUACAAAUAGCGGACGAACGCGACUGUCGAAAACACCUCUCUCUCAUCAAAAAUCACUACCACGAGCAUGACAUCUACACCAAACGCGCGCGUCCUCUUCAAUAGCAUCCCAAAAGACUACCCGGUCCCCGGAGAGACGACUGUCUACGAUGCAUCCGAGACGAUCGAUCCCGAGAACGUGGACCUCAAGGGCGGAUUCCUGUUCAAGCUGCUGGUGCUGUCGGUCGAUCCGUAUAUGCGGGGACGCAUGCGGGAGCCGGAUGUCGAGUCGUACGCCCCCCCAUUCCAUAUCGGUCAACCACUGGACGGAUACGGAAUUGGGAUCGUCGCGCGCUCUGAGAACUCGGAAGUCCCCAAAGAUCGAUAUGUCUACGGACAAGUCCCGUACCGACAAUACACGGUUUUCCCGAAGCUCAACAGCGAGCAGAUGUGGAUCCUGGAGACACAUCCGGAAGUCCCGCUCACGGCGUAUCUGGGGCCCGCCGGCAUGCCUGGACAAACUGCGUUCUGCGGCUGGAAAGAGUUCUCCCAGGCCCAGGCCGGCCAAGUGGCGUUUAUCACGACCGGCGCAGGCGCAGUCGGUUCCGUCGUCGUGCAGCUAGCAAAACACGACGGGCUGCGCGUCAUCGCAUCGGCCGGGUCGGACGAGAAAGUCGAGUUCCUGCGGUCGCUCGGCGCCGAUGUCGCGUUCAACUACAAGACAACUGAUACCCGCGAGGUUUUGAAGCAGCACGGGCCGAUCGAUGUCUACUGGGAUAACGUCGGCGGGGAAACGACAGACGCGGCCCUCGAGCACACCAAGAACGACGCGCGGCUCAUCGUCUGCGGUGCCAUCACGGGCUACAACGGCGCGCCGCAGCCCAUCACGAAAUGGGACCAGAUCUUCGCGCGGACCCUGCACAUCCACGGCCUGCUCGUCUUCGCGCUCCUCCCGAAAUACGUCGCGCAGUUCUACGAGACGGUCCCGCCGCUGAUCGCGCAGGGGAAGAUCAAGUAUCGCGAAGACGUUACGAAGAGUUUGGACAAGGUUGGGGAGGUGAUCCUCGCGGUGCAGAAGGGAGGGAAUACGGGCAAGGCGGUGGUGGUCGUGGCGGAGGAGUGAGCAACCCUUGAGGCCAACUGGGGUGAUUAUUAUGAGCAUCAAGUCUAAAAUAUGGUAGCCGCCGAGGGAUAUGUACAGUAAAUGUAAUUGGCUGACUCGAAUGUCAACAGUUG
Molecule: messenger RNA, 1383 nt
Organism: Mycena citricolor
Lineage: Eukaryota; Fungi; Basidiomycota; Agaricomycetes; Agaricales; Mycenaceae
Source: the annotation of a GenBank genome assembly